AUUAUUUACUUGAAUAUUGGAAAAAUAAUUUGAUUAGUUUUAAUAAUAACAACUUUGUAAAAUGUGGAUCACGAUAAAGCUCAAAGGCUUGGUCGUGUUUAAUUUUUUUUUUCUUUUUUUCUUUUUGUAUGAUUAACUUGAAAUGGUCAAUUGCGUGACCAUAUAUUUUUCACACCCAAAAUAGCUAAAUUAUUUAUUUUAUUGAUCUAAAAAAAUUUUGGUAUUUACAUAUACACUCCUUACUUGCUUAGUUUUUUUUUGUUUUGUUUCUUAUCAAAAAACUCUCCUUUUUUUUCGAUAAAAAUUUAUAAAACUAUUUUGAAAAUUGAAAACAGUAGUGUUAUUAACAUUAUUAUGUAACAUAUUUUACUUCAAGGCUAGAUUGUAGAAUCCAAUUGGCUGAAAGCAUAUAUUUUUUAUGACUAAAUUGUGCCAUAAUUUUAACACCAAUGAAAAUGAAAAGAAAGGAUAAAAAAAAAUACAAUAAGAAAAUAUAAUGAAAAUAUUUUAAACGUUAUUUAUAAAAAUUAUAUUAAUACACAAUAUAAAAAAAUAAAAAUAAUGUUUUAUUCUUUUUUCUAUAAUUAUCUGUUUAACAUACUUGAAAAAUUAAUUUACAUAUAAAAAAUUGAUUAUUGGUUAAAUAUUAAUUAAACUAGUGAAGCACGUUGAAGAGAAAAGAAAAAAAAAAAAUGCUAUGAACUAAUUUCUAUUAAUAAAGAAAAAAAAAGAAAAUAAAAUCCCUAAGAUCAUAAAUAUUUUUAGCUUUAUUAAUUUGUUGGUAAAUAUUUUUUUAUAUUUUUUAUUAUCUAAAAAUUUUUAAGCAACACUUUGUUCAAUUUUAUCACAUUAUUAUCAGACUUUUUUGUUUACUCAUAUUUUAAUAUCUUUGAAUAUCAGUACGUAUUUAAUACAUGCUAAAUUUUUCAACGUGUCAUUAAAAAAAAAAAAGAAAAUAUUUAAUAAUUAAAUACUCAGAGAAAAUAUCAGCUAAAAUGUUUAAUGAAAAAUAUUAAAAUUUUAAAUGACUCAUCUAUACAAAAAUAAAAAAAAUUAAAUUUUAAAAUAAUUUUCUUUUUAAAAUAGUGAUGAAUUAAAAAUUGUAUAAUUAUUAUUACUAUUGAUUUAUUUUUAUUAUUGAUACGUACUUGUUUAACAAGUUGUUAGUUUAUUUAAAAAUCAUGUGUACUAAAUUGAGAUCACAGCAUAAGCAAUAAAUAAAAUAAAUAAAUAAAAAGAUAAGACUCAAGAAGAAGUGGCUCAAGUGUCUAUAGCUGACCGAGAAAACGUCAGUAAUCCUCUGAUGUUGUGCUAAAAGUCAUGCUAUUUUGACAGUCAUCAUAUAAAUGUCAUCGACAAAUAAAUAAAACCAAUAUUAUUAGCAAUAAAAAGUACAAAAAAUAAAAUGAAAAACGCGUGUUUGAGCUGAAACAAAAAUAGGAAAAAUAAAUAUUACAAAAUGAUUAUUAUUUCUUCACUAUUUUAAAUAUUUUUAAAUUAUAAUAUUUUAUGGAAUUAAUAAUUUUUGAAUGAAAUAAUAAUUGUUAUAGGCCUUGUUGUAGAUUUGUACGGCCUUUCACUUGAUCCUGAGCAAAUGGCAAUUCAUUGCAGUCUGGUCGUUGCGUGCGACCAGUCUACAAUAUUCAAGUUAAACGUCAUAACAGAUGUUUUUUUUAUUUAAAUAUAUACUCAUCAUUAUUAUUUUUAUUUUUUUUUAUACCUCACUCGACACUGAGACGUUGAUAAUACUAUAGAAAAAAAUUCUAUAGAGUUGUUAUUCGGUAGUUUAUAAAUAUAAAAUAAAUUUGUGAUUCAUCAAAUAAAAAUAUGGAACGAAUACCAACUAUAUUUGGUGGUGAUCCGAUGGUAUUGGAUCACAAGCCUACGAAUCUUCACAGUGAUUACGGGAGUUUCGAUCGUGCAUUGCCACACAACAGAGAGGGUAACGAUAGAGAUAUUGAGGCAGCAGUUGAUGGAAGUACAAGUGGUAUGGCACAAACAAGUGAUAUAUAUCAAAGACAACCAUUAUUACCUGGUGCACCUAUUAAUAAAACAAAAGAAAGAUGGGGUAGUGGAGUUGGUAGUGGUGGAGGUGGUGUUGGCACAAGCAGUGAUUAUUAUGAUGAUGAUGAUGAUAAUAAUAAUGAUAAUAAUAAAAUGGAUAAUGAUAAUCAUUCACGUCAAUGUAUACAAAAUGGUAGUGGAAUUGUUAAAAUUGAUAUACCAGUACCACUCAGAGAAGAGCCAAGAUUUCCAAAAGAAAAAUGGAAAACAUUUCUUGCAUGUUUGUUUAUGGCAUUUAAUUUUAUUUUAACAACAACAUCAUUAGCAAUGUUACACGAAAGAGUACCGGAUCGUGCAGUUUAUGGUCCAUUGCCAGAUAUUGUUCUUGACAAUGUUGAGGCACAAGAUUGGGCACUGAGUGUGUCUGAAGUUUUAAUUGUUGUAUCAUCAAAUGCAGCAAUGAUAUUUAUUAUAUUUCACAAGCAUAGAUUUAUUAUAAUGAGAAGAAUAUUUAUACUCAUGGGAUUACUUUAUAUGAUGAGAAGUAUAACAUUUUAUGUUACUGUUAUGCCAAUGUCAAGUAAAACAUAUUUUUGUAGUCCAAAAUUAAAUCAUACAACUCCACUUAUUAUUGCUAAAAGAGUGAUACAAUUAAUAUCUGGUUUUGGUCUUGCAAUUAAUGGUAAACAUACAUAUUGUGGUGAUUUUAUAUUCAGUGGACACACGACAAUACUUGUUUUAUGUUAUCUUAUCAUCAAAGAAUAUUCACCGAAAAGAUGUAAACCGAUACAUUGGCUGGCAGGUAUUACAGCAUUUGUCGGUGUUGUUAUGGUUCUUAUUUCACAUGGUCAUUAUACGAUUGAUGUUAUCAUUGCUUAUUGGGUAACAACAAGACUUUGGUUUAUUUAUCAUACAAUGGCUAAUAAUCCUAUUUUAAAGUUGCAUGGACCAAACAAUUUUUUGGCACGACUUUGGUGGUUUCCACUAUUUAAAUAUUUUGAAAAAAAUGUUGGUGGAGUUGUGCCACGACAGUAUGAAUGGCCUUUACCCUGGCCUCGAAAAUUUCUUGCCAAGCAUCCAAAUCGUGACAGUUAGUAUACAUUUCAACUAUAAAAUGAAAAUCAAAUUUUCACGAUAUGUAUAUAAUUUAUAUUUACAAUUAUAAUAUUAUAUAGCCAAAUAAAACUUCGAUAAAAAAUAUAGAAAAAAAAAUAUGAAAGAACAUUUAAAAAACGUAAAUUAAAUAGUGAAAAAUUAAAAUCUUAAAAGAUAAUUAAAAUUUAUCGAAAAUGGGGCCUUAUAAAAUGCCCAAAAUCUCGGGUGCUGAAUGAGGGAUUUAAAAAAUAAAACAAAUUAUUAUUAAAAAUAAUGUUAGUUCGUCUUUUUACGCCGAAGUUCUUCCGUUAUUUGCUUUCGUUUAUUUUUUAUACGACAAAAAAAAAAAAAAACUAAAACUUAAAAAAAAUAAAAACAAUCUUAACACUGUAAAUAAUAAUAAAAAUAAUAAUUUGUUUUCGAUAAAAUUAAUAUUUUUCAUAUUUUAAUUGUAUUAGAAUUUUUUAUUAAUAUCUAUGUGAAUUUUUUGAACAAUUAAAAAGUGCAUUACCGAAAAGUGAAAAAAAAAAAACACAAAAAAAAAUAAAUAAAUAAAUUUAAAUAUCAACAAUUGAUUGUUGUAUGAUAAAAUGUUAAAUAGCAAAACAAUUAUUUACAAAAGAAAGAAAAAAAAAAUGUAAAAUACGUGUUAUUUUUUAAGUUUGAAAUUAAUUAUUAUUUUUUUUUUUUUAUUAGUAAAAUCUAUUUGUGCCAAGCGUUUCAAAAUUUCCAUUAGUUUUUCCCUGCAGAUAUUCCUCGAUCGCCUAAAUCAACGAUGAGAAAUUAAAAAAAAAAAUAUUGUUGUUCUUUUUUUUGUUUAUUUUUUUGUAACACAUCAUCGAUGAUUGUGGCGAAAUAAGCACUGAACUCUCCCACAAUUAGUCGAGGUAUUGUAGAUCGUGGAAUCUCAUGGGACCAAAACAAAAACAUAAAAAAGCAAAUUACAUAAUUAAAAUAGACAUAGGAAUAAAAAUAGACAA
Molecule: messenger RNA, 4079 nt
Organism: Aphidius gifuensis
Lineage: Eukaryota; Metazoa; Arthropoda; Insecta; Hymenoptera; Braconidae
Product: phosphatidylcholine:ceramide cholinephosphotransferase 2-like
Exons: 6
Coding region: 1828-3099 (423 amino acids)
Biological process (GO): ceramide biosynthetic process; sphingomyelin biosynthetic process
Cellular component (GO): endoplasmic reticulum membrane; Golgi membrane
Molecular function (GO): ceramide cholinephosphotransferase activity; sphingomyelin synthase activity
Source: RefSeq, a predicted model, not a curated record